Penicillium brasilianum is the source of this 3627-nucleotide messenger RNA. Lineage: Eukaryota; Fungi; Ascomycota; Eurotiomycetes; Eurotiales; Aspergillaceae. The record is from the annotation of a GenBank genome assembly.
GAUAGUCCAAAAUGCUCUUGGGCAUUCGAUCAAUAUCAAACCAUUCUUCGAGUACUCUAUAGAAGACUCGGGUGUGUUCUCUACAAGAAUAAAGAUAGUCAUACGACCAAAUGGUUACAUAAUCCAUUCAACUAACUAACUAACUUAACUAUUCACCUCCGGGUGGGCUCUCCUUCUCCACUCCCGACUGACUUCACCCUCCCCUGCCAUCGCCCCCUAUAUUUCCGCGUCUUUUGGCAUUCGCGUGCAUUUUACCACCUGUGUGUUGGUUUGUGUUGACCAGCGGUGCUGCUCAUUUCCCUCGAUGAGUGGCCCCCCGUUCCUUAGCCGCCAACCGAGGGAUUGGUACCUAAAGAUCUGGGUGUGUCAGCGUUGUCAUACAACGGAUAUCUAGGCAUCCUCAGUCGUGCCACUCGAGCUUCUAUUAUUCUCCGGUCCAUUCUCCUUUUUGUCUAUUCAUCUAUUCCGUGCCUAUACUUCCGGCUUGUCUGCCCAAUAUGCGACCACCACGUCUUCUCCUGAUACUCUUCUGCCUAAUCUUCUUCCCGAUCUUCCUCACCCUCUUUUCCGCGCUUUCCUCGCCUACUGUUGCGACCUCUCAUACGCUCGCUGGUCGGACGUCCGGGUUGCAUGCCCUAUUCUCAUUCAACAUUCCAUCGUCGCUCUUUCCUCCGUCGGCGAUUAUCAGCCUCACUGAUGACAACUCGACCUUUUUCCUGGCCCGCCCUGCGGCAUUUGGCCCGCUCCUACCCGGCAAAGGCCUAAGCGGCCAACUAUGGGUUGGAAGUGGCUUUGGUGAAGGUGGCUUGACUGCUGGGGUAGAAGGGGAGUUGGGAUGCUCUGAUAUUCCCGGCUGGGACGAAGGCAACGGUGCCAAGAACCCAGACUCGGCUGCCAGGGGCAGCGAGCAUAAACCUGGGAAAUCCGGAACAGGUGUCAUGAGCGAUCCGCCAUCUUCACAGAACCGCGCCCGCCCGCCAGCUCAGGCUGAAGCCGCCAGACAGAACGAUCGAGGCGACGUUGCGGCUCCUUCCUCGUUGAACGAUGGGACCGACGAUCAUUUACAGGCGGAUGGUGUUUCGGAUGCAGGGACAACUCAGGAGUACGGAGACUACGUCCAAGUCAAGAAGUCUACGCACGCCGAUAUCCAGUCAUUACAGGAGACUGCCGAGAUUCAGGGCAAUGUUGUGUUGCUCAGCCGUGGUGGCUGUGGCUUCCUUGAGAAGGUCAAGUGGGCCCAACGUCGCGGAGCGAUUGCAGUGAUUGUUGGUGAUGAUACUCGAGGCGGUAAUUUGGUUACCAUGUAUGCUCGGGGCGAUACUUCGAAUGUUACCAUCCCAGCCCUGUUUACUUCCUACACCACUGCGCAUCUUUUAUCGUCGCUGAUUCCCGCGCAUUCGGGUGGAACUACCGGCCUCGGCGAAGCAUUGAAAUCGUUACAUGCCAAAAUUGCCGGUCAAGCCAAUGCGGAUACCCAAAAUUCAGCAACAGCCACAACUACCAAGGCCACGGCUGUUCCCUCGUCGACUUCCACAACCGUUUCCAAGGACGAAGCUGCCGUUGUUUCGCAUUCAAAUAGCGGAUUCUUCCGCACUAUUGGCGCGUUCUUUGGCCUCUGCAGCAAAACCGGAGGCUCGGGGCAUCAAGAGGACAGCCGCCGCCCACCCAGCAGUGGCAACAUCGAUUGGCUCACGCCAGGUUCGUGGGAUAAGUCUGAACCUUUGUCAGGCUCCUCAAAAAGUUCAACGAAUUCGAAGUCUCGCAGCCGCGGCAAAGUUGAUGAUAACACCAAUUACAAGAAACUUGAACUGUCACCUGAGGACGAUAUUACUAGCGACGAUUUCGUUAUCGGGGUCCAGGACUGGAGAGAUCCCGAUUUGAUGUUGCCCAAGAGCAGCACGCUACCCACACCUAGCACUUCGGUGAAUGGCAAAGAUAGUGCCAAGACAUCUGCGCCGGACGCAGACACAGCGUCGCCGUCCAGUCUGCUUCGUGGUGGCAGCAUAACUCCGGGAAGUGGUGAAUAUCAGAGUAUUGACAAGUCCACUGGUAAUGUUGGUGACGUGGGCGCGAAGAAUACUGAGAAGGACUUCAAUACUGAAGACGCAGGAUCGGGUUCCUCCAGCAAGGGCUGGUUCUCAAGCCAUUUCGGAUGGGGAGCUGAAUUGAAGCAGCCUGCUCAGCCUUCUUUAGCCGCGACUCAGAGCGCCGCAACAAUGAACGAAAAGAGCCAAAAUCCGGUCUCUUCGUCAAGUGUCCCAACCAUCAUGUUCUCAGAGCAUGAGGGUCUUUGGGUUACGCUGACCCCCACCAGCAUGUCGACGAGCCCCUUCUUCGACACCCUUUUGGUUUUAGUCAUAAGUCCACUUUUGACAUUGACCGUGGUCUAUGCAUUGCUGUUGCUUCGAUCUCGCAUUCGACGUCGCCGGUGGCGCGCACCCAAGUCGGUCGUUGAGCGUUUGCCUGUCCGAACUUACCACACAAUUGCCCACACAUCUUCAUCAUCAUCGAGCUCCAGCUCUCCACGGCCAUCCAGCCCCGGAGCUGUUUCGCCAACAUCCCCGCUUCUCGGUCACGAAAGUCGCCCCACUCACUCCCGGCUGACCCGAUCUCGCUCUCAAACUGUUGCUGGUGUGUUGACGGAAUCCUCUUCGUUGCCCAGGGAAGAGAAACCGGCAAGUGUGCAGUCGGGCUCAAUAUUGUGGAGACGCAAAUACACCGGGAGACAAGUUGAAUGCGUUGUCUGUCUCGAGGAAUACGUGGAUGGACAAAGCCGGGUUAUGAGUUUGCCGUGUGGUCACGAAUUCCAUGCGGAGUGCAUUACACCAUGGCUUACCACCCGACGACGGACCUGUCCGAUCUGCAAGGGUGACGUCGUUCGCUCGAUGCCUCCUUCUCAUCCUGGCGAUAACCAUAAUGACAACGAGUCUUCCGCCGAGGACGCAGACCACCGAUCUGAUCCAACCGCUGCACCCGUUCUCAUUGCCGGUGUCGACGAAGAUGAUAUCUCUGAUGACGAACAGAACGUGGGUCUUCUUUCUGGUCACUCGAGUUCCGCUCCACAGUCCAGUUGGCAAAACCUUGCCUCGCUCAGCUUCUCUGCCCUCAGCGGCGACACAAUCUGGCAUCAAGCCCGUGCGGACCGGAACCGCUAACAACACUCUCAUUUUUCUUCUAUUUAUCCUUCCCACUCCCAUUUGUUUUUCUUGCCCAGCCGACAACCGGGCAUCGCUUUGAUUCUCUGGCGCAUGCUGUAUUAGCGAUCGUUUUGAUUCCCUUAUGAUUUGAACUUGCGGGGCGUUUUAGUGUGUACAUCUCGGAGUGCUGGACGGUUGCCAAGCACUUGCGAGCAUCGUUGAAGCGGCUGGGUCAUACCGCGGGUCUAUCGUUAAAAUCCAUUUCCUUUGGUUACUAGAGAGCCUUUGAAUUGAUACCAUUGCUUUGUUACUAGUUUUUUUCUUGAUUUUUGCUACCUCCGGCUAAGUGUACGUCGCCAUGAUGACAGCCUAGAUAAUUCAACUCGUUUUCUUGGCCCUUGUUUGCCAGCAAUCUACUUUCUGAAUAGGAGAUACGGAAUUCUGACGCUCAGUCAUGCCGUGUAACGUACUGAGUUGUCAUCCCAACAAC